AGGGAUAUCAAUCCUCACAUACCACAGUAUAUAAAAUCUGUUCCUUGGUACCUUGGUGAAGAUCGUCCAACACUAAAGCAUCAAAGGCCUCAGGCUGAGAAGCAGAAGAAAUUUGCAGGACUUGAUGAUGUUUAUAUCAGAGGAAAAACAGCAGGAAAAGCUGCUACAAAAUUCAGAAAAGGUGCUUGUGAAAACUGUGGUGCCAUGACACACAAGAAAAAAGAUUGUUUGGAGAGGCCAAGAAGGAUUGGUGCCAAGUUUACAGGGGAGGACAUUAAACCAGAUGAAAUUCUUCAAGUAUGUAGACCUUUCAUAUUUAUGCCAAAAGCAGUGCCACAGGGUGGACUGGGGUGGACAUGUCCACCACCACCACCACAUUAUUGUUUGAAAAAAUGUAGACCACGCCUAAGGGAGAAAAUUUGUCAAAUGCGAUGCGAGUCCCUAUAAAAUUUUUACAGGAAAUUGUUGACCAAGUUAGAUGCAGCCACACUACAGCUUCAAUAAAUCAAAAAAGGUUUCUUGCGAGUGCUCCAGUAGUAAUUAACCGAGAAGUAGGUGAACAAAAAAAAUGACGUUAGAGGGGAGCUAUUUUGUCUGUUUUAUUUCACCAUGUUUACACCAAGGGACAGUAAAAGACAUGAAACUCGACACUGAGCAAUGUUUUGCAGCUCAGCAUUCUGUCAAACAAAAAAUAAAGAGUGUCUUACACAAGUCUAAAGUAAAAAUUUACCUGCGUAAAAGGGAACCAUUUUUACAACGAUUUAUUUCCAAACAAGAUUUUCUGUGGCGUCAUUCAAGUCCAGAUUUUUACAUUGUUGAAACUGUUUGGCUUCAUAUGAAAAAAUUCCAAACCAUGAUUUAGAAGGUUUUUCAAGAACCAAAGAAUUGUUAAUUGAAAGAAUUCUUCAGGUUUGGAAUGAAAUUCCACAAUAAUACAUUGCCAAAUUAUAUGCAACCAAUUCAAGAAGGCAUAAAACGGUUUCAAAAGUUCAGAGCUCCCGUCAAAAUAUUAAAAUUUGAAACUGUUAAAAGACGUUUUGAAACUGCUAUUUUAAAAAAAGUGCUCUAAAAAGAUUGAAGUUUUGAUUGGUGGUUGUUUCACUUCUGACACACUCCCAUUCGCCACCUAAAACAAUCAAUUCGCCCAACAAUAGCUUUUGAUAAUUCUUGCGCCAUUUUCUCUCCUUCGAGGUGGUGCAAUACUUUUAUGAGGGGAGUGUACCUACAUUUUCUUAAAUUUUUGGGGUCUGAGCAAAUUUUGAAAAGCCCAUGAAAGGCUGUUGAUUUCAGUCUUGUGUUUGAAUUGAGUAGUAUCAUCUUUAGAUAAUAGAAUGGCUUCAUAUUUCACAUAUUGAUUCGAUAAAAAAUUUUAGAACAUUUAGAAGCCAUAUUGCACGUUGGCUAAUGUGUUUUGUACCACCCAUUAGGUUUUUCCUCUUGCCCUCCUUUGAAGCAAAUUGUCAAAAGUAGCUACCAGCAACUAGGGUUGCUGAGAAGGGGAGGAAAAGGGAACUAAUUGCACCAGGACCUCAAAAGGGGCCACAGAAAGUGAUGAAUUCCAUUUUAAGAAUGGAAUAAAUCAAACAUAGAAAAAAGAUGCCUAAAAAUAGUGAAAAGUUUUAAACAAUGGCAAGAAUUGACUGCAAGAAAUAUUCUGAAAUGCAUUUUAAGCUAGUCUGAGGGGCAUGGUCACAAAAAAAUGUUUCCUUGCUUUGCUUGCAGAGGGCCUCCUUUUAUGCUUUCCCACAGAGCCUCAGAAACCACUCAGUGCCUCAUCCAAUGACUGUACUCAGAUUGUUGCCUCUUAUGAAAGAAGUUACUCUGUGCAAAAAAAAUUAAAGAAAAAGAGUGAACGAAAGUCCAUCAUGUCACAAGACCAUGUUGUUGCCUUAUGCCUAAUGCAGUCCUUUUCGUUUAGCGCGUGCGAUCGCACCCGCACACGCCUGCACACGCGCAAGUUAAAUUGCGCGUGCUUUUGACCACACGCGCAAACAGGUGUUUUUGCAGUUUUCUGUUAAAGGGCCUCUCCAGCCAAAUUUUGCACUUGCAUUUUAUUGGCAAUUUUUAUAAAGAAGUUGAGCCUGCUGAUCACGAAUUCGUUAUUUGUUUUCGAUAUUUUUUUACAGUUUGUGAGAUAUAAGCUCUUGCAUUUCGAUAAUUUAAUUGAAUUAACCGACAAAAAUUUUUUGUUUGGUGACACUGUGACGCAAUUUUGACGUCGCAGUGUAUUUCGGAUAGUCUCGCCUCAAACCGAAUCGAACGACGGCGAUUCGCAAAUUGAACACUGCAAGUGAUGGUACUUUCAGUUCUGUUCCGCCAGCUUUUAGUUUGAGCAUUUCAGACACCAAUUCUGAAGCCUUUAGUUGUUCAUCGUUUCUGGAGAACAACUGAAGUGACAAUUUCGAUUAAUUAUACGCGAGGGAAGAGCUGGAACAGGAACUGGAACUGGAUGCAGUUAUCAACGCGUGACCAUGAGUCCUUCACGCUUCGGUGGAAGAUAUACGAAAUUCAUGGCGAACGAGAGCCGCACAUUGUGACGCCAGAAUGUCACCAAACUGAUUCGGCUUUUGUCGUUUUUUUUCUCGGAAAGGUGCAACUGUAAGGCCUUACAACUUCUAAACUAAUUGGAAUUUUUCAAAAACAAUGACUUUGUCAUAAUACACGCACCAGAUGCUAACUUUUAAGUCAUUAAAAAAAAUUUUUUUUUUGCUGGAGAGGCCCUUUAACAUCAAUUUCCCAUGGUCUCAUGAUUGUUUAUCCUUUCCCUUGUUACUUGAUUCGCACUUUUGACCACAAUAUGAUUUUUCCAAUUUUCGGAAGUGAUGUUUGGCUUUUGACUGAGUGCUCCAUUGAACUUAGCGUCUCGUCUUUAA
Messenger RNA from Rhopilema esculentum, 2873 nucleotides. Lineage: Eukaryota; Metazoa; Cnidaria; Scyphozoa; Rhizostomeae; Rhizostomatidae. The record is from RefSeq and is a predicted model, not a curated record.